Molecule: messenger RNA, 2001 nt
Organism: Enterobius vermicularis (human pinworm)
Lineage: Eukaryota; Metazoa; Nematoda; Chromadorea; Rhabditida; Oxyuridae
Source: the annotation of a GenBank genome assembly
AUGACAGCGGACUUGUCUUAUAACACCUUUGUGAUAUUUCCAAACGUUGAGACGCUCGAUUUGCGAUGGAAUAAACUGCACUCUAUAAACGCAGAAACCUUUAACCUUCAUAGGCUUCGACGGUUGCUUCUGGCUCACAACAAUGUCACUGUAAUCUCUAUAACGGUCUUGGUCGAAAACGUUUUUCGUUUCUUACCGUCGUUGGAAUUCGUUGAUCUUAGUUUCAACAACCUUGCUAUUGUUCAUAGCAGCUCAUUCGCUCAAGCUCUACGAUUAGGAGAAAUUAAUUUAUCUUUUAAUCACAUCAGCAAGUUCGAGUACAAUUCUUUCUCUCCUCUUUUCCAGCUUAAAAUCUUAGACUUGUCUUAUAAUAAUAUUGUAAAUAUUGCUGGCGGUGAUUUGCGACAGUUGGUUGACCUCAGGAAACUAAACCUUUCUGGCAACCCCAUUUCAGUAAUACAGUCUACUAGUUUUUUGGUCUCAUCUCUGGAGGAGCUUAUCGUUUCAAAAUGCAGAAAAUUAAAAGUGGUAGAUUCACAUGCUUUUGCACAAAUGAUCAACCUGCAAUAUAUUGAUCUCAGCGAGUCUGAUAAACUAGAAUACUUUGCACCUUCUGCACUGCCCAUUAACGAGACGAUCAGAAGGCUAGAUUUACAUAAUACAGCUCUUAAAGUGCUUUCGAGAAAUGUCUUGGAAAGUGCGGAGCAAAUUUCAAUGCAUAACAUCAGUUUCCAAUGCGGCUGUCUUUACGGUUUAACAGGUCUAAUCCGCCAAAAAGUGCAGAAUCCUGGAAGCGUUACUUGUAUCACUGCACGAGGAAAUAGAGAAAGGAUUGACAGGCUUUCUGCACUAGAAAUUUGCGACAUGACACCGAUCCUGCCUUUUGGUAACAGUUUAAGCGUCACUGUUGGUAACUCAUUGGAUAUUUACUGUAUACCAAAGUUACCUGCCGAUGAAGUUAGUUGGGUAUUCCCCAAUGCAACGGGGAAUCCAAGAAAGGUUUUCAAAGGUCAUGAAAUGGAAGAAUUUCGAAAGUCUUCCAACCCGUCAUAUUAUCUGUUUCAGUCACCUUUUUACGGCAGCAAGUUUUACAAGCCGCGUAUUGCUGUGCAUCAGGAAAAGCUUAGAUUUGAGGUUGUAACCGUAGAAGAUAGUGGAAUUUACAAGUGUGCUGUCAAAAGAGAUCAAAAUAUCGUUGAACAGUCAAUUAAGGUUAACGUAGUAAAGCCAUUGAUAAGUCUUCGGGCUGGUCCAUACUAUAUUACAGUUGCGUGGAAUGCGUCUUUAGACAUAAAAGCUAAAGACCGAGUAUUUUACUUUCUCAGCGCAAGUAGUAGCUUUAGUUUAAGCAAUAAAAUGAUUCAGCUAUCUCUGUAUAACCCGUGGUACAGCUAUAACAUUGUUCGACUAAAGCCUAAUACAAAUUAUACGAUAUGUCUUUCUUAUGCAUUACGGGAUAAUUAUCGAGAAAUGUUGCUGUUUAAAAGUUGUACAAUUACCUCAACGUCAAGAAACCCAGCAAUUUUUGGUUCUAUUGGAAUCGUCUUUUUGACCUUACUCUUGACAAGCUCUUUUAUUUUUUGCUUCAUUACUUGUCUCAACUUUGUUCAGUUCCGGAUCAAUAUUUCACAAAACGAAAAGCACAGCUGCACUAGCGGCGUGACCCUCGUCACUGUCGAUCAGUUUGUCAGUUGUGAGUUUUCUUGGCUUCUCGCUAGUGUUUCAGUGCUCGGUGUUCUUUGUCCUGAGCUGCAAACACGGGUUGCUCUGGCGGAAGCGACAUCUUUCGGCGGUAUGAGGCGAAAGAUUUCUCGCAUACCUCUGAGACGCCGUUGUCGCUCCCUGCUUAAGCGCUCCUUAACCACUGGAGGUUUGUCGAAGAACGCGUCAGGAUCAGCGCAAGAAGAAUUAGGAUAUCGUUUGUCUACCAUUCAUUCUUCUCCUAAUCAAGUUCGCUCUGACGGUAAUGAGUUAAAUACAGCAGAAGAUCUCAACUUGUGA